Exophiala xenobiotica is the source of this 2372-nucleotide messenger RNA. RefSeq lists its product as uncharacterized. The transcript is spliced from 2 exons. NCBI's taxonomy places the organism in Eukaryota, Fungi, Ascomycota, Eurotiomycetes, Chaetothyriales, Herpotrichiellaceae. The coding region runs from base 367 to 2088 and encodes 573 amino acids. The record is from RefSeq and is a predicted model, not a curated record.
UGCCACUCGAUGCUUGACACAUAUCGGUACCCAGGUACGUAUCACCUUCUCUUCAAGGCUAGUAUCAGAACCCUGCCUGCAUCAUGGAUCAUUUGCGGGUAAUUAGUUGGAAAGCUUGAAAACCUGGACUCGUGGGAUCGGCAAGUCCGUCGGUUACUACUCACCUCUCGAUUCACCUCCUCCUCCUCCUCCUUCGGCACGUCAGUCCGUACAACAUGGUUACAGAUGGCGAAGGCGGAGUAAAAGUGAAGUGAAUAGAGUCAUGGUCUCGACUACAAAAAUGGCCUUCUGUGACCCUCCUCCCAGUGUUUCUCUGGAUUUUCCCACCUCCAGGAUCAAACCACUACUUAGAAAACAGCUCAAAGAAUGCCACAAUCGCCAGCAAUGCGAGUUUGGAGCCUUCUUGGUACCUUGCUGCUGUCAACAGCCUCCUAUGGAGCUAUCCUAGCCCGCCAGAACGAUGCGCCCACUGUCAAAAUCAAGAACGGUAGCUACUAUGGUGUCCACAGCCCGAAAUACAGCCAGGACUUCUUCCUCGGGAUGCCCUUUGCUCAACCCCCGGUCGAUGAUCUGCGUUUCAACCUGCCCAUGUCCCUCAAUAGCACUUGGGAAAAUACCAGGAAUGCCACUCGAUAUGGAUAUGAGUGCUAUGGGUAUGGCAGUGACCAAUGGGUUCUGGGCAAUAUCGUUAGCGAAGACUGCCUAACACUUAAUGUCGUUCGACCCAGCGGGCUUGGGCCUGAUGCGAAGUUGCCCGUUGGAGUGUGGAUUCAUGGCGGUGGCUUUUAUCAGGGCGGAAAUAGGGAUCCCCGAUAUAACCUGAGCUCCAUCAUCCAGCAGUCAGUGGACAUGGGCAAGCCAUUCAUUGGAGUGAGCAUCAACUACCGCCUCCAUGCAUUCGGGUAUAUCUUCGGCACCGACGUCCUGAAAGCCGGCGUUACGAAUCUGGGCUUCCGCGACCAACGUCUGGCGUUACACUGGGUCCAGGAGAACAUUGCUGCAUUCGGCGGUAAUCCAGACCAGGUCACGAUUUGGGGAGAAUCAGCUGGUGGGAACUCGGUGGGGACACAUCUUGUCGCAUAUGGCGGACGAGAUGACAAGCUUUUCCGUGCUGGAAUCAUGGAGAGUGGCGCACCGACUCCAUUCAUAACCUACCCCAACGCUUCAACCUGGGACAAGUACUAUAACAACAUCACCGACGCGACGAAUUGCAGCUCCGCGUCCAACACGCUCGCUUGCCUGCGCAAGGUGCCCAUCGAGAGGCUCAGCUCUGUCCUCAACAGCAGUGUGACGGACCAGGUCCCAGGAUGGGGCGCCGUGAUUGACCAUGACUUCAUCACCGAGUCUGCUUCCAAACAACUCCAAGAUGGCAAGUUCGUCAAAGUUCCGAUUCUGCAGGGCACGAAUUUCGACGAGGGGACCGCCUUUGGCGCCAAAGGUAUCAACACGACUCAGCAGUUCCUCGCGUCCGUCAUGUCUCUUGGGCCGAACAUAUCCACGGCUCAGACCAUUGCGGCUCUGUAUCCGGACAUCCCAGCCAUCGGCAUCCCAGCCACGUUGCCUGGUCGACCUACUGGGCCCUUAGCCUCUCUCGGGGUUCAAUACAAGCGUGCAUCCGCGUACGGUGGCGACCUGGCCAUGCAUGCUCCUCGACGACUCGCCUCACAGAGCUGGGCUGCUCAGAAUGUCAGCAGCUGGAGCUACCAUUUCAACGUCGUGCCGAACGGCGUGACACCCGCAACGGGCGCGACACAUUUCCAGGAAGUCGCGUUCGUGUUUGAUAAUAUCCUCGGCCAGGGAUAUAACAAUUCCGUUGCCGUCGAUCCUUUUGCGAACAAGCCGCCCAGGUAUGAUCGGCUGGCAAGUAUCAUGUCCCGCAUGUGGGCGAGUUUUAUUGUUGAUGGUAAUCCGAAUGGAAAUAACAGUAACGUAACGUCCGUUCACUGGCCCGCAUACAGUCUCACGGCGCCGCGGAAUCUCGUCUUCGACACCAACGCCACGAACUUGAUGUAUGUGGAGCAGGACUACUUCCGCGCCGAGGGAAUCCAGUAUAUCUCGGAGCACUUUGUGGACGUAUAUGGACGAUGAUGGCCCCAGCGCCUCCAUGUGGAUUGGGCCCGUGGGUAAACCGAGUGUUGCAGAAAGCCUGGACGAUCGAAUGAAGCCGACUUGAAAACGUGGUCGAAUUGGUAAAUCUGGUGUUGUGUUCUGACUAUGAUUACAUAGCAAUUUUUUGAAAUGCCUUGGAAGAUAUGGGUAGUAUACUAGGAUACGGAGGAGGACCUCUCAAUUUACGAGUUAUGAGCAGCACAAAUGCAUAGCUAGUUAGUAGCACCGUGGCAUAGGGAUUAGCCGUACGAAGAAUGUUGUGG